Messenger RNA from Morone saxatilis (striped sea-bass), 12035 nucleotides. RefSeq lists its product as uncharacterized. Lineage: Eukaryota; Metazoa; Chordata; Actinopteri; Moronidae. Bases 200 to 11515 code for a protein of 3771 amino acids. The transcript is spliced from 17 exons. Gene Ontology annotation, cellular component: nucleus. Gene Ontology annotation, biological process: apoptotic signaling pathway; DNA-templated transcription. The record is from RefSeq and is a predicted model, not a curated record.
UCUCUGAUAAACGAGGAUCUCCAGCAGAUGGACCGGAAGCCACGGCGCUCUCCGCCUGUGAGCAAAUCUCGCGAGAUUCCAUCUCAGCAAAGGCAGAGAAAAUGGAAGGCUGUGCUAGGUAGCUAACUGAGCGAAACCUUUUUUUUGUAACUGGAAACUAAUCAUUUGUACGCAAGCGUUGUGACCUGUGAAUGUCAGCAUGGACCCGAUGGAUAAUAACAGCACUACAGAUGACAAUAUUUCAGAGGAACAGCAAGACCAGUCAGAAGGGGCAGAGUCGACUGUUAGGCCCUCCCUGUCUCAGGUGAAAAAGUCCUGGGGCUUCAGGCGGACAACAAUCGCUAAAAGGGAGUUUUUGGAUGAAGUUGGAGACCUAACCCACAGUCCUCCAAUUGUACGCAGAGGCAGAAGUCGUCGAACCAACCAGACUCCCCAGGCCACUCCAGAAACCCACACCACCCAGAAAGCUACUCGUCCAACUAAGAGUGUCAUAGAUGAGCUUGAGUGGUCCGCCCCAUCCUCGCCUGCAUCAGAGGAGAGCAAGCCAGCCUCAGAAGCUUCUGCGGGAGGGAGCCUUGACCCCAGCUUAUGGCAAGAUUUUGGGUCUGCCUUCCACACUGCCUUCUCACUACUCGGCGGCAAUGAGGGCCUGUCAAUGGAAAUGUCGGAUACACUGGCAGUCCCGGACAUUUUGGAAGCCACUGAUGCCAUCAAGGCCCCUCCUCCACAGGCUAUAGAUGAAACUGAGGUCCUUCAUUUGGAAUCUGCUGAUGACAUGGAGACUGUUGCUCCGGACGAUGUGGCGGGGGGGGAAGUCGAUGAUGUGGUGUUGAUCUCUAGUCACGAAGAUGACAGUGAUAAUAUGACUCUGAUACAGAUUAAGGAGCAGCUGGUAUCUAAAGGCCGGCAGGGAGACACCAGAGGUAGAGGGGGAAAAGGGGGAAGAGGAAAGGCCAGAGGAAGGGGGAGAGGCAGAGGAAGAGGUCGGGGAAAAGGUAGAGGGAGGGGCAGAGGGAGGGGCAGGGCCGUGGAGCUUCAGUCAAUCAUUGCAGACGAUGAGGACAACGACGAUGAGGUAAUGCUCGAUAAUCCAGCUGAACAGCAGCUGCAGCAGUUGCGAGACGAGGAAAAAGUAGACCGUCCACACAGCCCUGCUGGAAUCGAGAUGUCGCCUGCUCACUCUGAUAUCAGUCUGAGUCCUGCUCAGCGAUCAAGCUCAGACUGCAUAAUUAUAGACUCUGAUUUAGACCAGAUUACUGAUGCAACUCCUGGCCAGUAUGAUGAUGCACCAGAGGAGGUGGAGGAGGAGGCGGAGAAGAAAGACGAAGUCACGCGUGUAAGCGAGUAUUCAGGCAUAUCGGGCUCUGAGGGUUAUGACUCCAAUGCUCUAUACUGCAUCUGUCGACAGAAACACAAUAAAAGGUUCAUGAUCUGCUGUGACAGUUGCCAGGAGUGGUUCCAUGGCAACUGUGUUGGUAUCAGCGAGACAGAGGGCCAUAAGAUGGAGAGGAGAGGGCAAGAGUACAUCUGCCCCACUUGCACUACAAAGAAGCAGAGCCAACUCCAGCCUGAGCCUCGCUCUGAGCCAGAGCCUGAGCUUAGCUUUCCCGAAUGUUUGACACUAAGUUCUUCUGGUGAAGAAGGGGAGGGGCACGAGAAGCAGCAAGCCCACAAGGAGACUGCUGCUGCUGCUGCUGCUGCUGUGGUGGUGGAGGAGGAGGAAGAGGGGGAGACGGCUCCUGUGAUGAAGCCAGAACCAGAACCUGAACCAGAACCUGAACCUGAACCUGAAGCUGAGAUGGAGACGGACAGUUCUCUUCCUCUGUGCAUUGGGCCCGGAUGCUCCAAACAAGCCCUACCGGACUCUGUUUACUGUGGCACUGACUGCAUCCUUCAGCACGCUGCCGUCACUAUGAAGACUCUUUCUGGCCCCAAGGUGCCCAAGGCCAGAGGCCGAGCACCGAGAAAAGCUGCUACUGCCAGACCAACUGCAAAGGGUCUGAGGUCGGGUAGGAUGUCUAAGAGAUUAGCAGGAAAAGCUGAGGAGGGAGGUGAAGAAGAGGAGAUCGAGGAGGAUGAUGGAGGGCAGAAGGAGGCUGCAUCUCCCUUAGCCUGCGACCCCAGUCUCAAAGAAGUUCAGGCCACUUCCAUACCAUCAUCUAAGUUUUACACAGCGUCUGAAAAGGACAGUAAACAGGUAGAGGCUGACAUUGAGGCUGCAGCUCCUUCAAAACAAUCUCCGGAGGACACCUCUACAGAUGCUGCUCCCUCUUCCCAGCCUGCCACUAAGCCAGCCAAGCCACAGAGCCACUCUCAACAAAAAGCAAAGGAGCCAAUCAACAGUGGUGUGUCUAAGCAGCAAUCUUCAGAAUCAGAUCCCUCUAUACCACCCACCCUAGCAAAAUCUAGUCUGUCUCCGGCCGCACAAUCCCCAUCCACCUCAGCUCCCAGACAUCAUGAAACAGGGGCCCUCAUGGUCACUAAGACCACAUAUGUCAUACCAAAGAAGCAGUCUGCAUCCCUACCUCCGUCCAGCCACAUGUCAGCUUCAGCAAAGUGCCAGAAGCCUUCUUCAGCCCCCAUGCUGCUAAAUGAAACCAGAAACCUGUUGGUGCCACCAGCACCAAGUGCUCCCUCCUCUAGACCAUCUCAGCCCAAUAACCAGGUCAGGCAGAGCAUCCAGCGCUCCCUCACCAGCAUCCUUUUCAAAAGGGUGUGUGAUUGUGAGGACUUGGAGAUGUCUGAGAGUGAAGUUGCAAAGCUUGUCGCAAGCAUUGAGAUGGAGAUGUUCGACAUAUUUCGCAACACAGACAGCAAAUACAUGAACAAGUACAGAACUAUAAUGUUCAACCUGAAAGACCCCAGAAACAAGGGCUUGUUGUAUCGGGUUGUACGUGGAGAGAUCAGUUCGUUCAGACUGGUCAGGAUGAGCCAGAAGGAUAUGCAAGCUACCAAGGCAUCAGAGCCAAGUGCAAAAGAAACAACAGAGGUUAAGGAUACAACUGAUAAAGUGACAAGUUUGCUGCCGAAGCCUGAAGCAGUGAAGGUUGACUUGCCCAGUUUGAAUCCCGCUAGACCGGAUAGAAGCACGGAACAGAAGAAAAGUCUUCCUGCUCCUGCUCUCAAGGCCAGAACAAGCCAACCAAGCAGUGCUGUACCAGAUAUCCUCUCCUGUAUGCUUAAGGACACAACAUCAGAGCACAAAGCUCACCUCUUUGACCUGAAAUGCAAGAUAUGCACAGGCCAAAUAAUAGCUGGAGACGAGGAGGAGCCCACAAAGAAAAAACCCAAGGUUUCUGAAACAAGAGAUAAAUAUGAACCCUCCUGGAGAAGGCCUGCAGGAGAUGACUCUCCUCUGAGGGCACCACCUGACUCACCUGACAUGGAUUCACCAACAUCCUUCCUAAUGGAUCCUUCAUCCCGCCUUAUCAUUGACUCUCCAGUAUUGACUAUAGUGGAAUCCCCUGCUUCCCCCAUAAUGGAUUCUCCAGCCUCCCCUACUUUAGAGUCUCCAGCUUCUCCUGUCAUGGAGUCCCCUGCAUCCCCAACUCCAGACACUCCUAAUGCUACUACAACAAAGAGAGCGUAUACACCAGUUGUGAUUCCAGCUGUCUCCACAGUAACCAUCUCAAGGCGUGAUCCCCGCACUGCUGCAAGCAGGUUCUCUGCUUCGUCAAGUGGCACCUCUGGUCCAAGUAACACAACCCAUAACCAAUCAGCCCAGUAUGCUCCGCUUAAAGAAACUAAGUCGGCCUCACCAUCAGCUUUAGCCUCCUCACUACCACCAACAAAAACAUUACCUAAAUCUAUCUUAAUGAAACCGUCUUCUUCGGCUGAUCCCAGACUCUAUGGCACAUCUUUGAGGACCGUGAUCUCUGAAUCCCCAGCUGAAAGUGGGACUGCUCAGUUCUUGGCUAAGGAAGACAUAGUGUGGAAAGGAUUCCUUAAUAUGCUCACUGUAGCAAAGUUUGUCACCAAAGGAUAUCUGGUUUCAGGAUCUGCUGAAAAUCUCAAAGCGGAUCUACCUGAUACCAUACAAAUCGGAGGACGAAUCAUGCCUCAUACAGUGUGGGACUACGUUGCAAAACUAAAGACCUCUCUUACAAAGGAGUUAUGUGUGAUCCGGUUUCACCCUGCAACGGAGGAGGAAGAGGUGGCCUAUGUCUCCCUAUUUUCCUAUUUCAGCAGCAGAGGUCGUUUUGGUGUGGUUGCCAAUAGCAGCCGUUCUAUCAAGGAUUUAUACCUUGUCCCACUCAGUGCAAAGGAAUCAAUCCCAUCCAUACUACAACCACUUGAAGGACCAGGGCUUGAAAAAAAACGGCCCAAUCUUCUUCUGGGUCUGGCUAUCAUUCAGAAGGCAAAACGUCCAGGAAGUUUGCCUCAGGAUAUUGAAGAGAAGAGACCCAAAGUUCAUAUGUCCAAAGACCCAAUGUGGAUCCCAAAACCUCCAGUCCUGUAUGGUUCUGACAAAUUGGAGAUAUUUCAACCAUACGAUCCAGAGACUCCUGCUAACACCACGCCUCCUGAUUCACCAACUUGUCCUGGGUCACCAUCAGAGUCCUCCUCUUCUGGCUCAGUCACCAUACCAUCUCUUUUGACUUCAGUUAAAGCAAAUCCUCCAGUUUCUACCUCAGCCGUUGUUGCUACCACUCAGUCCACCUCUGAUAACGUUUCUGACAAGAAUCCCACACCAGCAUCCAGUGUUAAGACACCGCUGCAGACUAUCUUGAAGAGUUUGUUUGGCAAGAAGCAAACUGACUCCAUCUCCUCUGAUGGAAGUUCUGCAACAACAGUUACCAGGAGUGUUAAGAAGCGUCCUGUGUUUUCUCAGGUGUCUGGAUCAAUGGUGGACCCAAUUGUCCAACAGUAUGGACAGAAAUCCAAAGUCAAAAAAAUAGAAGAAGAGGAAAGCGACUUUGACCGACCAUACGACCCAGAAGAGGAAUAUGAUCCAGCAAUGGGAUAUGGAAUGGUGGCUCCGCACAGCAUAGAAAAAAUUAACCCGGUUGGCCCUGCAGAAUCAGACUUUGUAGACGAUGACGUGGCCUAUGAUCCAGAGGACGAGACUAUAUUUGCAGAUAUUCAAAGUGAUAUUGUAACAAAGCCCCCUGUUCCAUCUCAAUUGUCAGAUUCUACAUCAACCCCAACCCCAGUUUCCACCCAGGCAGUUACACCAGCUCCCACUCCCACUCCAUCACAAACUUCUUCCACAGCUGAAGUAACUCAGAACCUUCCUAUAGGCACCGUGGUUGUCUCAGCUGCAACACUAACUGAACAACAGCGGAUGCUUGAGGAGCUCAAUAAGCAAAUUGAAGAGCAAAAACGGCAGCUGAAGGAGCAGGAAGAGGCACUACGCCAACAGAGAGAGGCUGUGGGUAUGUUCAUGGCUCACUUUUCUGUUUCUGAUUCUCUGAUGUCUCCCCCACCAAAAUCUUUGCCUGCCAGUCAACUGUCAUCUGUGCAGAGUGGCAUAAUGCAAACAGAGUCAACAGACAAGACCAACAACCUUACAGAGACUGUGGACAGUUCAAAUGUGGAUUCACAAACUGUUACGCUAGAAGACACAACUGCCAUCCCUAAUUUAAAAAAUGAUGGAGAAACUGUUACAGAACAAGAAGAAACGCAGGAAAAUGUUAAGGAAAGCGACAAAUAUUCCUCUGCAGGAGAGAUUGAAGAUUCUGAUGUAGCUUAUGAUCCUGAGGAUGAAUCACUUUUUAAUGAAAUUCAAGAGGAUGUAUUUCAAGGAAGCAGUGUAAAGACUUGUGAUUCAUUUUUGUCUAGAACAGGGCAUAGUGCCAGCCGCAUGGACACUCCUCUGAAUUCACACCACAGCAGAAAGCGAAGACUGUCACCAAAGAGGCGGGCUCAUCGUGAAAGGGACCGCCAUAGAAGUCCUUCAAGAAAGUCACAGCGCCGUUCUCCUUCACAUUCCCAGAGACGUAGAGAAAGGGAUAGGCAUAGAAGAAGUGAAAGGGACAGGUCCAGGCAUAGAGCUAGAGACCAUUCUGAACGUCAGGGUCGCCAUCGUAAGGAGCAUACCGCCCGCCGGCAUUCUCGUGGGCAUAGAAGAUCCCCAUCAUCUCCUACAAGAAAAGAUUCUAUGUCCCUUUCACCAAAACAGCACAGAGAUUCUUCCCCUCAAGUCCAUGAGAACUCAUCUACCUUGGUUGCCAUUAAAAAUGACCCUGAUCAAUUAGAAUUUAAUCUUGAUGAGAAGGUUGAGAACUCUGAUAAAGACUUUUCACUCUGUGCACAUGAACUUCUUCACAAUGUGAAGGUUGAGAUGUCAGAACCACCAAAAUCUGAUGAGCUUCAAAAUUCAAUCAGCGACCAUGAUGACACACAUAGAGAUUCUUCUGCCCAGGUGGAUAAACCCUCUCCACAGGAAACUCUGCUUAAUAGCAAAAUUGAUAGUGCAAUUCCUCUAAGAGAAAUUGAUCCGCCCAUUCGAGAUUCUCCUCAGAGCCCUGAUCCAGAGCCACAGUUUAUGAAACCGAGCAACAUAGAAAAGAGUGACUAUCUUAAGAUUGAGGAAAACACAUAUCCUGAGAUCAGUGUCUCAAUGCCACUUGUUAAAAUUGAAAGUAAUUGCCUGCCUAUUGGUGUUCAAGCAACAAUGUCCAAUAUCUUGUGGCCUACUGUUGGAGGUACCACAUCAAAUGUUAGAAAAGCAGACUUUAGAACCCUUGAUCUACAGGGUCCAGGUGUCGGAGAUCGAAGUAUGAUAGAGGCAGAAAAAAUGAUAGAAGGGGAAUAUCCAUGCUUAAAGCACCCAGAAAUACUGGGUUAUAGGGGAGGGCAUUCAAAUCCACCUAUAGGCUCAGAUAUUGAGGGCUCAGGACCUAAAAUAGACCCUGUGACAAAGCAUUCAGGACCUGGUAUGAGUGGUCCAGGUAACAGAAAUGCAGGACAAGAUAUGAAAAAACCUGGACACAGGGAACCACAGACACAUCUAAGAGAAUCAGGAAUUAGAUUCUCAGGGGCUGAUAUGAGAGGUCCAGGCAUGCAAGACAUAAACCCCAGCAACUGGGUUCCUGGACCACACAUACAAGACCUAGCAAUAAGCCAUCAAGGGAAAUAUGUGAGGACCCCAGGGACAGGGAUGCAGGUUUUAGAGCCAAAUAGCAGAGAAGUGGGUGUUAAACAUCACUAUACUGAUAGAAUUGGUUCUGUGCAAGAUAUGGAAACCUCUUGUAUACAAAGUGCAAAUCCAGAAGUACCAGCUGUUACCAAUACACGUAUGGGAGGAUCAGGCCUACAGAAUGAAAAGAGAGAUCCAGUCAUGAAGGGCCCUUCGUCAGAUAGCCAAAAAGAUAGAGGUGAUAGUCCACACACUGGGGAUAUGAGAUCUGCUAGGAGAGGUGGAGGUAUAAUAGAUCCCAGAAGUCCUGAUAUAAGAAAUGCAAGUCCAUCUUAUAGGGGCUCAGGAAGAGUUCAAAGGCAGUCAUGGCAUGAUGGCAGUCCAGUUUUAGAGGAAAGGGGCCUUCUUAAAAGGGGGUUUCAGCCACAAGGAAGAGAUGCCGAAAUGAGCAGGUUGGGUGGUGGUCGGGAAAAGAUUUUAGAUUCAAAUGCAGGUUCAAAGGGUACAGUUGUAAGAGCAGAUAGAAUAUGCCCAGCAAUGACCGAUGAAAGGCGGGGACCACAAAGAGGGCGAGGUGUACCCAUGAGAGGACCAGGGCCAAACAUAAAUUCCGAAAGUGGGUCUAACAGGUCCUGCAUUGGACGAGACAGUAGUGGGCCUAGAGAACAUUUCAAGGAACCACAGCCAGAUAUAAGAGAUGAAAGGAGUGUGUGCCCUGACAUGAGAGAAUCAGAAACUAUGCAUGAAAUAAGAAAGCCAGAUAUGACAGUCAGAAGUUAUAUGGGGCCUUGUCAAGAUAUGAGUAGUAUGGGUACCUCAGAUUCAAGGGGUGAUAGAAGUGAGUCACAUACCAGGAGUUCAAGCAGAGACAUUGGAGAAACAGGUUCAAAUAGGAGAGAUGCAGAUUUGCAAGGAAGAAAUAUACAGGGUCUAUGGCAAGAGAUGAGAAAUGAACAAGUGGGCCAAGAAGACAGAGGUCCCAUGCCAAACAUUACAAAUCCAGAUUGGAGAGGUCCAGGACCAGGUCUUAUUGGUCCUGAUAUGAGGGAUCAGAGGAGUCAAAAUAAAGGUUGGGGUCCGCAUAUGAGUGAUACAGAUUGGAGUGGCGCAGGAUCAGAUGUGAGAGAUGACUGGCAAGGGCCAGAUGAAUGCAGAGUCCAUCAGCCUGAUAGGAGAGGUCCAAACAUGGAGGACACGAGGCAUGACAGGAGAGGACCAGAGGGUCCGGAUUUCAUGGCACCGGGACUGUUAAAGAGAGGACCUGGUAUGGAGGUGCCACAGCAUGACAGGAGAGGUUUAGGAGGUCCAAAUUUCAUGGGACCAGGACCUGAAAGGACCGGUCCAACUAAUGACAAUCUAGGACCUGGCAUGAGAGGAACAGGAGGACCAGACUUUGUUGGACCAGGCCAUGAAAGGAGAGGUCUACCUAUGGAAGUAUCUGGGCCUAACAGGAGAGGACCAGCAGGUCCAGAUUUCAGGAGACCAUGGCCUGAAAGGAGGGGUCAUAAUAUGGUUGGUCCAGGGCCUGACAAGGGAGGACCUGAUAUGGAGAUCCCAAUCCAUGACAGGGGAGGACCAGGAGGUCCAGAUUUAAUGGGACCAGGGCCUGAAAGGAGAGGUUCUGAUAUGGAGGUCCUAAUGCAUGACAGGAGAGGACCAGGAGGUCCAGAUUUCGUGGGACCAGGACCUGAAAGGAGAGGUCACACUAUGAACAUUCAAGAGCCUGACAAGAGAGUACCAGGAGGUCCAGACUUCAGGAGACCAGAGCCUGAAUGGACAGGUCCAACUAAUGACAGUAUAGGACCUGGCAUGAGAGGAACAGGGGGUCCGGACUUUGUGGGACCAGGCCAUGAAAGAAGAGGUCUACAUAUGGAGGGUCCUGGGCCUAACAGGAGAGGACCAGUGGGUCCAGAUUUCAGAGGGCCAGGACCUGAUAGGAGAGGUCCUGCUAUAGAGGGUCCUGGGACUGACAUUAGAGGAGCGAGAGGUCCAGAUUUCAGGGGACCAGGGCCUGAAAGCACAGGCUUAACUAUGGAACGUCCUGGACAUGACAUGAGAGGACCUGGAGGUCCAGAUUUCAGAGGACCAGGACCUGAAAGAAGAGGUCCCAUUAUGGAGGGUCCUGGGACUGACAUGAGAGGACCAGGAGGUCCAGAUUUCAUGGGACCGGGGCCUGAAAGAAGAGGAUUUUCAAUGGAGGGUCCUGGGCCUGACAGGAGAGGACCAGGAGGUCCAGAUUUCAGAGGACCAGGCUAUGGAAGGAGAGGUCACACUAUGGACAUUCAAGAGCCUGACAGGAGAGGACCAGAAGGUCUAGAAUUCCAGGGACAAGGGCCUGACAGGAGAGGUCUGAUCAUGGGUGGACCAGGGCCUGACAGGAGAGGACCAGUUGGUCCAGACAUAAGAGGGCCUGGGUAUGAAAGGAGAGGUCCUCCUAUGCAGGGUCAAGGGCCUGACAGGAGAGGGCCAGGAAAUCAAAACAUAGGUGGACUAGGUCCUAACAGUGAAGGGCCAUAUACGAGGGGUCCUGGGCCUGACUUCAUAAGACUGGGGCCUGAACAAACUGGUCCAGGUAUGGAAGGUCCUGAAUCUCACACUAGAGGACAGGGAGGACCACACUUCAUGGACUCCAGGCCAGAAAGUAGAAAUUCAAAUAUUGAUGGCCCAGGGCCUGACAGGAGAGGUCCAGACAUCAGGGGACCAAGGCCAGAAAGACCAGAUUCUGGUAUGGAGGGUCCAGGGCCCAACAGGAGAGGGUCAGGAGGUCCAAACAUGAGGAGAUCAGGGCUUCAGCAUUCAGGUCCAAAUAUAGAGGGCCCAGUGCCUGGGGGGAGGGGUCCAGAAGGUCCGAAUUUCAGAGGACCUGGGCCAGAAAUAAGACCUGAUAUGGAGGGAACAAACAACAGCAGGGGCUUUCCAGGAUGCCCUCAGUUUAGGGGUUCUGAGGCAGAAAGAAGACCUCCAGUUAUGGAGCGUCCAGGGCCUAAUAGGAAAGGUCCAAGAGGUCCAGAUUUUAGAGGACUAGGCCCAGGGCCUGACAGACAACUACCAGGAGGCCCAGGCUUUAGGGAACCUGGUCCUGAAAGCAGGGGUCCAGAUAUGGAGGGCCAAGAAACUGAUUGGAGUAAAUCAGGUGGCCCAUGCACCAGACAAAAACGUCCAAAUACAGAAGGUCUAAGACAUAGAAGAGAUGACUGGGGAGGUCCUCACUUCCGAGGAUCAAAACCUAUCCAAGAAAGCCCAGGACAUUUGAGAGGUACAGGAGAUGAUUGGAGUGGUUCUGAUUCCAUGGGUCCAGGGCCUGUUCAAGAUGACUCAGAUAUGGCAUGCCCAGUGCCUAGUAGGGGGGGACCUGGAAAUGAAUGGAGAGAGUCUGAUAGAAAGGGUGCUGGGCCAAAUAGACGGGGGCCUGCUCCGUUUUUCAGAAGGGAAAGAGAUCAAGACAAUAGAGGACAAGGCCAUGAUAGAAGAAGUCCAGGUAUGAGAGGAGGUCGAGAUAUGGGGAAUGAUUGGAGGCAGCCAAACUUCAGGAGUAAUAUGGGAGGGCCAAACAUGGAAGGGCCUAGGGCUCAUCGGGGAGGUCCAGACAUGAAUUCAUGCCCUAACAGAAGAGGGUUUGAGAUGGAAGGUCUUGAUAGAAGAGGAGGUCCAGAUUUAAGACGCCCAGGACCUGGAAAUAGACAUCCAAACAUGGAAGGUCCAGGGACUGAUGGGAGGUUUUCAGAUUGUGGGGACCUAGGAUCUGAAAGGCAAGGUGUGGACAUGGAAAACCCAGAAACAGAUAGACAUGGAUUUGAGCAUGAUUUUGGGAGGGAAAGGAGAGGUCCAAACAUGAGAAGGUUAGGGCUGGGUAAAACGCAUAUGAUGGGCUCAGCACCUGAAAGCUCAGAUAUAAGACAUGGGCCAGGGGAGUGGGAUAUAAACACUGAGGGCCUAGGGUUAGACUCAAGGGGAUCAGAGCCAGCAUUACAUAACUUCAAUAGUCCUCAUCAAGUUGCCAGAUUCCAAGGCCCUUGUGAUCCACAUUCUGCACCGAACAGUGGGCCCCUAGGUCCAGCUCAAAGCAGUGGAGGAAACUCAUGUCCUGGGUUUAACAAACUCCAAAAUCAACAAGCAGUAAAACCUCAGAGACACAGAGCUGCCUUACUUCCCACUCCAACAGAAGGUCUUAUACGCUUUCCAAAUCGUAUGAUCAACAAUCCUGAUGUCUUCAGUCCAAAACGAAAACAAAAAGGUCACCCAACAGAUAGGGAGUGGAGUAGAGGUAGACCAUUUAAUCGAGAAAAAGAAUUGGUCAAAGAGCAUAGACCGGAGCAGGAGAAAAGUCUAAGCAUAUCUUUAGAUGCAGGUACAAGGGGUGUGGAAGAAAAAAAGGAAGAGGGCAAGGAAACUAAAAACAAUCAAAGUAUGGACAGUGAUGUCAAGCCAAGUUAGACUCAUUCAUAAACCCCUCAGUUAGGCUGAUGGACUACAAAAAUGCUUAAUAUUGUCAUAUUGGAUUGAGAUAUUACAGCGUAAUGCACAUUAACACACACUGGGAAGUGACUGUUCAUGUUUUAUUUAAAUUUCAACACGACCUACAGGCAAGGCCUUAUGAAAGAUCAGACAUGGCUUGAUAUGCUCAGAGGUAUUUGAGUUCAUUAUGUUUUAGUUUGUCUUAAUGUAUUCAAAGUAGAUGUGUUUAUUUUUGUUAUUUGAUUAUGACAACAUGCAUCUUAACUGAUCACUGGUAAAUUCAGCUACUUGAUAUGUAUUUAUAGUUUGAAAUAGUCUAGUAGACAUGUUUUGUACAGAAAAUGUACAUUUCUUUUUGUUUCAUCAUUUUUUAACAUAGCCAUAGUGUCAGUACGGUAGCCAUUGUCUGGCUUUAAUGUUCUUAUGCUGAUUAAAAAAUGGCUUGUUUCAUUGUUCUUUUAGAAUGCAAGAAGUCAAUAAAAUGACAUACCUUUUUUAA